UGAAAUUUUGGGGUCUACCAGUCUAUUGGAAAGCGGCCCCACCCACCAUCUGGCUCUGUUGCUCCCAAACUUCAACUGAUUGUAGAUGCCAAAUCCCAAUAAUUUUUUCUGACAAUCCUGUUUUGAGGACAUAAUUACAGUUCCUGAGAUAUUGUUCAUCAAGUGUUGCCUCAACUUAUUUUGAAACUUGUUGCUUUCCUACUUGACCUUGCUACAGCCAUGGAGGAUUACAGAAUAGAAUCUGACACCUUUGGAGAGCUGAAGGUGCCCAGCGAUAAGCUGUACGGCGCUCAAACUGUCAGGUCAACAAUGAACUUUGCCAUUGGAGGCCCUUCAGAAAGAAUGCCUCUGGCUGUGGUUAAAGGUAUGGGAACAUUGAAGAAAGCAGCAGCUUUGGUCAACAAGGAGUAUGGACUUGACCCCAAAGUUGCUGAUGCCAUUAGCAAAGCCGCUGAUGAGGUCAUUAGUGGACAACUUUACGAACAACACUUCCCACUUGUCAUUUGGCAAACUGGCUCCGGCACUCAGUCCAACAUGAACACAAAUGAGGUUAUUAGCAACCGAGCCAUCCAGUUGCUUGGUGGAAAGCUGGGAUCCAAGUCUCCAGUGCAUCCCAAUGACCAUGUCAACAAGAGCCAGAGCUCCAAUGACACUUUCCCGACUGCCAUGCACAUCGCUGUUGCCGUUGAAAUCAACAAGUCACUCCUGCCAGCCCUUGAAGGUUUACAUGGUGCUAUGAAGAAAAAGAGCAAGGAAUUUGAGAAUAUCAUCAAGAUUGGCCGUACCCACACUCAGGAUGCAGUCCCUCUCACACUGGGCCAGGAGUUUGGUGGCUACACUCAGCAGCUGGAGUUUAGCAUUGCGCGCAUUAAGGACACUCUCCCCCGACUUUACAUGCUUGCCAUUGGUGGUACAGCCGUAGGAACUGGAUUGAACACAAGAGUUGGAUUUGCUGAAAAGUGCGCUGCAAAGAUUAGUGAAUUAACAGGACUACCCUUUGUUUCUGCACCCAACAAAUUUGAGGCUUUGGCUGCCCAUGAUGCCUUGGUUGAGGUGUCAGGGGCACUCAACACUGUUGCCGUCAGUAUCAUGAAGAUUGCCAAUGAUAUCCGUUUCCUGGCUUCUGGACCUCGCUGUGGUCUGGGUGAACUGAGCUUGCCUGAGAAUGAGCCCGGCAGUAGUAUUAUGCCCGGUAAAGUAAACCCUACUCAGUGUGAGGCCAUCACCAUGGUUGCUGCCCAGGUCAUGGGCAACCAUGUUGCAGUCAGUGUGGGAGGCAGCAAUGGACACUUUGAACUGAAUGUGUUCAAGCCCAUGAUUGUUGCCAAUGUACUUCGGUCCGUUCAGCUGUUGGCUGACAGCAGCAGAAUGUUCACCACCAACUGUGUUCAAGGCAUUGUUGCCAAUGAAGAGCGCAUUGCCAAAAUCCUGCACGAGUCUCUCAUGCUUGUCACUGCCCUCAACCCUCACAUUGGAUAUGACAAGGCUGCCAAGAUUGCCAAAACAGCUCACAAGGAAGGAACGACGUUGAAGGAGGCUGCCUUGAAGUUGGGUUACCUUACAGAGGAGCAGUUUAGAGACUGGGUGAAGCCGGAAGACAUGUUGGGCCCUAAGUAGAUGAUAGGUGUGUCUGUUCUGUACAAUUGAUUCUUGAUCCCUAGGGACAUUUUUAAAUGACAUGCCAUACCUCCUUAAAAAACAAAACUGCUGGCGGUUAAGACAAUGAACUGUAAAUAAUUUUUAUGUUGUAGAAAAAUAACCAUUUUUCAAUUGAUCUGCUGUUUGAUUUGAUUUUAUCUGUUUGCCUCCUGUAAUGAUUUAAUGUUUUAGUUGUAUUUGUAAGGGAAUGGUGAUAUUGAAUCCAACUGUCUGUGCUGCAGCAUAAAAUCAUACUGUUUCUUUUAUACUGAAUUUCUGGCCAUCAAAAUAUUGUGAAUAAACAGUCGAAACAAAAGUGA
This is a messenger RNA of Thrips palmi, 1958 nucleotides long. Its product is annotated as fumarate hydratase, mitochondrial-like. The coding region runs from base 220 to 1617 and encodes 465 amino acids. NCBI's taxonomy places the organism in Eukaryota, Metazoa, Arthropoda, Insecta, Thysanoptera, Thripidae. The transcript is spliced from 8 exons. Gene Ontology annotation, biological process: malate metabolic process; fumarate metabolic process; tricarboxylic acid cycle. Gene Ontology annotation, cellular component: mitochondrion; tricarboxylic acid cycle heteromeric enzyme complex. Gene Ontology annotation, molecular function: fumarate hydratase activity. The record is from RefSeq and is a predicted model, not a curated record.